GCGCUCCGCGGGAAGGUCGGGGAGCUAGCGGAAGACAGCGCAAUGGCCGUCUAGAACACGUCGAGCUGACGUGUACGCGAUAUCUUUUCGCCUGUCAAGAUUUUAUUAGCAGUGAGACAUGAUUACGUUUAAGCGCGACAAGAAGGAGGAGGAGGACGGCGGCGGGAACCCGUUCCAGAACCUGGAGAAGACCACGGUGCUGCAGGAGGCGCGUACGUUUAACAACACGCCGGUGAACCCGAGAAAAUGCGCCCACAUUCUCACAAAGAUCCUGUACCUGCUGAAUCAGGGCGAGCAGUUGGGCACGACGGAGGCGACGGAGGCCUUCUUCGCCAUGACCAAGCUGUUCCAGUCUCGCGACGUUAUACUGAGACGGCUGGUCUACCUGGGCAUCAAGGAACUGAGCUCGCUGGCCGAGGACGUGAUCAUAGUCACGUCCAGUCUGACCAAGGACAUGACGGGCAAGGAGGAUCUGUACAGGGCCGCCGCCAUCCGGGCGCUCUGCACCAUCACCGACGGCAGCAUGCUGGCGGCCAUCGAGCGUUACAUGAAGCAGGCCAUAGUCGACCGCUCGCCGGCCGUGUCCAGCGCCGCCCUCGUCUCCUCUUUGCACCUGACGAGCGUGUCGAGCGACGUCGCGAGGAGGUGGGCGAACGAGGCGCAGGAGGCGUUAAACUCCAACAAUGUUAUGGUGCAGUAUCACGCCCUGGGCGUCCUGUAUCAGGCGCGUAAGGCGGACAAGCACGCGGUGAUCAAGCUGGUCGCCAAGCUCAUGAAGACGAGCCCGAAGAGCCCGUACGCGGCGUGCAUGCUCAUCAGGAUGGCGUACAAGUUGCUGGACGAGGUGGACGAGGGCGAGGAGCUCGUGGGCUUCAUCGAGUCCUGCCUGCGCCACAAAUCCGAGAUGGUGGUGUACGAGGCGGCGCACGCCCUGGUCAACCUCGGGCGUAGCGGCGCCCGCGAGAUCGGGCCCGCGAUCAGCGUCCUGCAGCUCUUCUGCGGCUCGCCGAAACCGGCGCUCCGGUUCGCCGCGGUCAGGACCCUCAACAAGGUCGCGAUGUCCCAUCCGGCGGCGGUCACCGCCUGCAACCUGGACCUGGAGAAUCUUAUCACGGACUCGAACAGGUCCAUCGCCACUCUGGCGAUAACUACUCUCUUGAAGACCGGCGCGGAGAGUUCCGUCGACCGCCUGAUGAAGCAGAUCGCCACCUUCGUGUCGGAGAUCUCGGACGAAUUCAAGGUCGUGGUGGUCCAGGCCAUCAGGGCUCUGUGCCAAAAGUUCCCCCGCAAGCACGCGGUCUUGAUGAACUUCCUGUCGGCUAUGCUGAGAGACGAGGGCGGGCUCGAGUACAAGGCAGCGAUCGCCGACACCAUCAUCGCCGUGAUGGAGGGGAACGCGGAGGCGAAGGAGGCGGGGCUCGCGCAUCUCUGCGAAUUCAUCGAGGACUGCGAGCACAUCUCCCUCGCCGUUCGCAUCCUGCACCUGCUCGGCCAGGAGGGCCCCACGUCCAAGCAGCCGUCGAGGUACAUCCGCUUCAUCUACAACCGCGUCAUCCUCGAGAGCGCCAGCGUGCGGGCGGCGGCCGUCACCGCGUUGGCGCGCUUCGCCGCCGCCUGUCCGCCCUUGCUCCCGAACGUGCUGGUGCUGCUCUCGCGCUGCCAGCUGGACUCGGACGACGAGGUACGCGACCGCGCGGCCUACUACUGCACGAUUUUGCAACAGCAGAGCGACCCGACUAUAUUGCCGCUGGUGCAGCCGCCCCUGCUGUCGGUGCCGACGCUGGAACGGGCCUUGCGGAAUUACAUGCAGACACCCAUGGAGGAAUCGUUCGACAUCUCGCAGAUACCUCCAGCUCAGACAGUAGAAGAACCGGUCCAGGUGGAGGUGCACACUACUAUCAAGCAACCUCGCUUGACCAGAGAGGAGAGCUUUAUGGAGAAAUUGUCGCAGAUCCCGCAUUUGGCCAUGAUCACCCGAGACACGUCGCUCCUCAAGUCCUCGCCGGUGUUCGAAUUAACCGAGUCCGAGACGGAAUAUAAUGUCAAAUGCGUCAAGCACACAUUCCCUGAGUAUCUUAUAUUGCAGUUCGACUGUGUGAACACGCUCUCCGAUCAGCUCCUCGAAGAUGUGGUAGUGGCCGUUGAGCCCUCCGAAGGCUACUCCAUUGUGUGCGUUGUACCGUGUCCGCGAUUACCUUACAACGAGCCGGGAACUACCUACACAGUAUUAAAGUACCCGGACGAUGUACACGCGAGCGUCGCCACCAUUCCCACGACGCUUCGAUUUAUGGCAAGGGACUGCGAUCCAACGACGGGAAUACCAGACGCGGAUCAAGGAUACCAUGAUGAAUAUAUGUUGGAGGAUUUAGAAGUGACUCUAGCUGAUCAAGUACGCGGCGUUGGUAACAGAGGCAUGGACUUUAAUACCGCUUGGGAUACAUUCGCCGCGAAAAGCUUUGUCAAGCUAGAGGAGACAUUCGCCCUGGGGGCAUCGGUGACGUCUUUGGAAGGAGCGAUUCAGAGUCUUACGGGAUUCUUGGGCUUGGAAGCUGUGGAACGCAGUAACAAGGUACAGAGCGGAGCGGCGGCUCACAAUUUGCUCCUAAGUGGCGUCUUCCGUGGAGGAAAGGAAGUAUUGGCACGUGCUAGAUUGGCGCUGAGCGGAGUGCAAGUUACGAUGCAGCUGUCUGUCCUCUGUCAAGAUCCGGACGUCGCUGAUCUAAUAGUCUCGUCCGUAGGGUAAAGAUCGCAGUAAUGGAAUGGAACAAUCUUCGCAAUAGGAAGAAAUAUAUUCUGAUUGCUGUAAAAUAAUUUUUAUAAUGUAGGAUUAUCGUUAUAUAUAUAUAUGUAUACAUGAAAAUUAUGGAAGAAUACUGCUUGUAUUUUUCUUUUCAUCGUUAAUAUAUCAUGUGACUUUUC
Messenger RNA from Vollenhovia emeryi, 2919 nucleotides. RefSeq names its product coatomer subunit gamma (gene gammaCOP). The coding region runs from base 119 to 2743 and encodes 874 amino acids. The transcript has 6 exons. NCBI's taxonomy places the organism in Eukaryota, Metazoa, Arthropoda, Insecta, Hymenoptera, Formicidae. Gene Ontology annotation, molecular function: structural molecule activity. Gene Ontology annotation, cellular component: endoplasmic reticulum-Golgi intermediate compartment; endoplasmic reticulum; COPI vesicle coat. Gene Ontology annotation, biological process: intracellular protein transport; intra-Golgi vesicle-mediated transport; protein secretion. The record is from RefSeq and is a predicted model, not a curated record.